Messenger RNA from Psylliodes chrysocephalus, 1842 nucleotides. The record is from the annotation of a GenBank genome assembly. NCBI's taxonomy places the organism in Eukaryota, Metazoa, Arthropoda, Insecta, Coleoptera, Chrysomelidae.
AUGGCUCUAAAAUUUAAAAAUGAAGUUAUAUCUGGGAAUGAAGAGGAGGAUAUUAGUUCAACACACGAGCAGGAGCAGGAUUUUCAUAGUGACGAAAGUAUCAGAGACAGAGAUUAUUUCCCAUCUGAUGAAAGCACAGAUGAUGAAAGGGAAACACUUAAAAUUAACAAAGGUCCUGAUUUUAUUGAAGUCAGGGCUGAGAGAGUCGAUGAAUCUGAUCAAAAAGUUACAGAACGUGUUUCUAAAAAGUUAGUAAGAAAGAGAAUGAGAAAUCCAGAAUCUUGGGAAAAAAACAAACGCAAGAAAAAUAGAAAUUCUGGCCAGGUAUACACCACAGUGAACGGAAAAAGUGUAGCAAAAAGAAGAAUGGGUGUUACCUGUUCUGAAAAAUGUAGAAUUAAAUGUUCUUCUAAAGUGAAUGAUAAUGAAAGGCAGAGAAUUUUUGAUUUUUAUUGGAAAUUAGGGGAUAUCAAUCUGCAAAGAAAUUUUGUGAACACCUGCAUGUCUGAAAUAAAUCCCACCUAUCGUAAUUCUAAACCUGGGAGUAAGAGAUCAAAAAACUACAAGUAUUCCUUCGUAAUUGAUAAUGUAAGUAUUCAAGUUUGCAAAACCUUCUUUAAGAAUACUCUUGGAAUCAAUAAUCGAACAAUUUUCACAACCACUAAGAAAAAUGACCAACAAGGAACAAUCGAACUUGAUCAAAGAGGAAAACAUACUCAACACAAAAGAAUUCCAAAAAAUAUUAGAAGUGAUAUUAUGAGACACAUUGACUCAUUUCCACGGGUCAGCUCCCAUUACUGUCGAACACGCACAAAUAAGAAAUAUUUGGAAGGAAGUUUGAAAAUUCGAAUAAUGCACCGUCUCUAUGUUCAACAAUGUGAAGAUACAGGAAUUGACUUUGCUAAAUAUGGAACUUACGCGCAUAUUUUCAAUACUGAGACCAAUAUAGCUUUCCAUAUGCCGAAAAAAGAUCAAUGUACACUAUGUGAAAAUUAUAAAAAUGCAACUGAGGAGAGCAAGGCAAAUAUACGAGAAAAAUAUGAGAAUCAUUUGAAAGAAAAAGAUCAAAGUAGAUUAGAGAAAAUUCGAGAUGUAGAAAACCCUAACAUUUGUGUUUAUAGCUAUGAUUUACAAGCUGUUUUGCCUACUCCAUGUGGAGAUGUAAAUGCUUUUUAUUAUAAAAGCAAAUUAUCAACAUUAAACUUCACCAUUUUUGAUUUAAAGGAUAAAAAAGGAUAUUGCUACCUGUGGCAUGAGGCCAUAGCAAAAAGAGGAGCAAAUGAAAUAUCUAGUUGUGUGUAUAAGUUUAUAGCUGACCACAAAGAAAGAGAUAUGGAAAAGAGGAGGGUCUUGAAGAGCGGUCCAAUUUACAUCCCCGCGCAAUGGGCAAUGAUAAUACGCAGUGCCAAAAAACAGGGACAUCCAUACAAAUUGGAAGAAAUAUCAACUAAUGAUAUUCUUGAUUUCAAAAAAUUUAUUUCAAAGAUUGGAAACAACUUCAACAAAAAUGAAAACAAUGAACCAGUUGUGUGGAAGGAUGUUAAAAUAGUCAGAUUCGAGAAAGAACAUCCAUACACGAUUUUUUAUAAAACAUCGUAUGCAGAGAGUAACUUCAAACAGAUUUAUGUGAAAAAAAAGAAUGUACGAUGUAAAACUGAUAUAUCCAGUUUGGAAAUUACUAGAGCUUACACUAAUCCUCCAACAAUUUCUGUCAAAAAGAAAAAAAAUUUACUCGAAAUGUGUAGAGAAAAUGUAAUUCCUGUUGUACACUGGCCUUUUUAUGAGAAUCUCCAAGAAUCGAAUGUUAAUUCUGAAGCAGCGUCUGAUGAUGAAGAAAUAUAA